CAAUUGUCAUUCCAAGAAAUCAGUGAAAUUUGCCCUCGUUCCUUUCCUCUCAUGAAAAUGGAGUUGGAUGGGUCACCUACUGUGCCCUAAUCAGGAUUCCCCAAAGAAGACAACGAAAAGGAUGUUCUAUCGGACACACAAGCAAUAGAGGAUCAGUGGAUCUGUCUCCGUUGUUAAAGCUUUGAAAUUUUCAAUCGAAGCCUAUCGCGAACGAUCUGAUUCUCUACAUACAACUAACGAUGUCAGAUUACGUACCCGAUGAACUAUUAAUUGACAUUCUUGCAAGACUACCCAUCGCAUCUCUGCUUCGAUUCAAAUCCGUAUGCAAAUCAUGGUAUUCUCUCAUCACAAGCCCUGGUUUCGUCACCAAACACCUCAGCCAAUCCGUUACAAACACCAAAAGAAACGGCAGCAAGCUUCUCGUUAGGCUUUACGACAUUAAUGGUAAUACAGAGCGAUAUCUAUUGCUCAAUGAUGAUGAGAAAUUCGGUGACGAGUAUUCGGAAAUGAACUUUCCAUUUAAACUCGCAGUUGGGUAUUUUAGGGUGGUGGGUAGCUUCAAUGGGUUGCUGUGUGUAGCUGAUGAUUUUUUGACUGACAAGCCUCAGAUUAUUAUUUGGAACCCAUCGACUAGAAAGUCGGUAACUCUUCCCAUGGCCUCUAAGACAAAACGCCCGCAUAUGUGUGUUUAUGGAUUUGGUUCCCACUCUGCAACUCAUGAGUAUGGGGUGAUUAGGAUCCAGUAUGAGAUGGAGGAAUUUGAGUUAAAACUUCCUCCAAAAGUUGAAAUUUACACUCAAGGAACAAGAUUGUGGAGAGGCAUCAGUUCUGCUGCACCUUCAUAUCGCAUUUUCAACUAUAUGUGGUCUCAGGCCUUUGUUGAUGGAGCUGUGCAUUGGGUUGCAUAUGAACCUUGUGCUUGGCUUGGGGGUGGUGUUCGAAAUUUGAUUUUGUCGUUCAAUAUGGCUUCUGAAUCAUUCUCUGAGUUCAAGCUACCACCAACUCUAGCAGAUCAACCUCCACCAUCGUUAUCCAUUAAGAUAUUUGGGCAAUCACUGGCUGUGUUAUGUAGUGGACAAAGGGAUAGUGGUGGCUGCUGUAUUUGGGUGAUGAAAGAAUAUGGAGUUGCAGAAUCUUGGACUAAGCUAUUCAGUUCUAAUCUACUAGGAAUGCCGAACAAGACAUUGGGGUUCAGGAAAAACGGUGAAGUUUUGCUAGCAUCGGAUAACUCUCUGGCUUCUUAUGCUCCUGGAACCAACACAUUGGCAACAACUGGAAUUAAGGGGAGUUUACGUGCAUUUUAUGUUGAUCCAUUUAUGCAAACCCUUGUUUCAGUUUAAGAAAAGAGAUGAUGUGUCUUAUGAGUUAUGACUGCAGUUGAACCUUUUGUGAUGCUUUGCUAAUUGCUGCCAACUUCCAUUGAGGAGAUGGGGAUAGAGUGCAAAACGCAGCAGUUAUGAAGGUUGUUAGUGAAAGUGAAGGCAGUUGUGAUGAACAAUAUGUGAGGCAUUUUUGUUUUUCCAUUGAAGCAACCUAUUUUCCUUGGUUAUACUUGUCAUUCAGUGACUAGGUGCAAACUUCCAACUUUAAAAUUGUAUCAGUGCACUCACAAAUGCAAACAUUCGUUUGAUUCCAUAACAUGUUGAGAAUUCUAUUCUUGGAAUUGCAAGGAUUAUAUCACUUUGUUAAUUUGUAGUAAUUCAUUUCUUAGAAAGAUGUUCAACUACUUCUUAUCUUCA
Molecule: messenger RNA, 1739 nt
Organism: Rhododendron vialii
Lineage: Eukaryota; Viridiplantae; Streptophyta; Magnoliopsida; Ericales; Ericaceae
Product: F-box protein At3g07870-like
Exons: 2
Coding region: 240-1340 (366 amino acids)
Molecular function (GO): protein binding
Source: RefSeq, a predicted model, not a curated record